This is a messenger RNA of Pyrenophora tritici-repentis Pt-1C-BFP, 1017 nucleotides long. Its product is annotated as Mito-carr domain containing protein. Gene Ontology annotation, cellular component: membrane. Gene Ontology annotation, biological process: transmembrane transport. Gene Ontology annotation, molecular function: ADP transmembrane transporter activity. Lineage: Eukaryota; Fungi; Ascomycota; Dothideomycetes; Pleosporales; Pleosporaceae. The record is from RefSeq and is a predicted model, not a curated record.
AUGGCCGGUCAGUCCAAGCUAGAGACUCUGCCGCCAUGGGGUAAUGCCGUCGCAGGCGCCGCUGGUGCCGUCAUCGCCAAUACGCUGGUUUAUCCUCUGGACUUGAUCAAGACACGGUUACAGGUACAAGUUAAGCGCUCCCCGACAGCCGGCGCUAUCAAUCCUGCCGAUGAAGAACACUACGAUGGCGCCAUGGACGCGAUCCGGAAGGUUAUCGCGCAGGAGGGUGUCUCUGGGCUCUAUGCUGGCAUGGGAGGCGCUCUGCUCGGCGUAGCAUCGACCAACUUUGCUUAUUUUUACUGGUAUACCGUCGUCCGAAGUCUAUACAUGGCCAACCGGACCCUUCAAACAUCGCCCGGAACGGCUGUCGAGCUUUCCCUUGGUGCUGUAGCCGGCGCCCUCGCCCAAUUGUUCACAAUCCCUGUCGCCGUCGUGACGACGAGACAGCAGACGAUGAGCAAGGCGGAGCGAAAAGGCAUGGUUGAGACUGCCAUGGAUGUCAUCAAUGGAGAAGACGGCUGGACGGGUCUCUGGCGAGGACUGAGGGCAAGCUUGGUGCUCGUAGUCAACCCCUCAAUUACAUACGGCGCUUACCAAAGGCUGCGCGAGGUCCUGUAUCCAGGAAAGAAGACGCUGAAACCCCUCGAGGCAUUCCUCCUAGGUUCCCUCUCCAAAACCCUCGCCACAAUCGCAACCCAGCCCCUCAUCGUCGCAAAAGUCGGUCUCCAAUCAAAACCCCCGCCAUCCAGGAACGGAAAGCCCUUCAAAUCCUUCACCGAAGUCAUGAAGUACAUCAUCGAGCACGAAGGCGCCCUGGCACUCUUCAAGGGCAUCGGUCCCCAAAUCCUCAAGGGUCUGCUCGUCCAGGGCUUCCUCAUGAUGACCAAGGAGCGCAUCGAAUUAUCCUUUAUCCUCCUCUUCCGCUACUUCCGCCAGGUUCGCGCCGAUAAGCUACAGAAGCUCGCUAAUAUCGCCGCUGAGAAGGCGGGUAAGGCGGCGCCGGUGCUGGUCAAGUAG